Molecule: messenger RNA, 858 nt
Organism: Thermothelomyces thermophilus ATCC 42464
Lineage: Eukaryota; Fungi; Ascomycota; Sordariomycetes; Sordariales; Chaetomiaceae
Exons: 2
Coding region: 98-634 (178 amino acids)
Source: RefSeq, a predicted model, not a curated record
GUCGCAUCGAAUGUCUAACGACUGAUGAACCCAACCUUGCUCGCUGGUCCUGCACUGCACCUCGCAUCAACUGACCCGUCGAUCGGACCCCUUAACCAUGCCGCCGCCAGUCGCGGCAAGCGCCGAUCGAGGUGACGCUCGGCGUCUUCGAAAACCGUCAACGCUCUACAAGCUGGUCAUGACCCCCGUCCUCUUCGUCUCCUUCCUCCUCUCCCUCGCCCUCGUCGACCUGCGCUACUCGUCCCUCCGCGCCCUCUACCACGCCGACAGUGGCGACCAGCCGCCCGGCCGCCGCCGGCUGCCGGGCUGGCUGCACAGAAUCAUCUACCGCUACCGGCCGUACCGAUACGCCGUCGCGGUCGAUGGCGACGGCCGACCCGUCGGGACCACCACGACCCCCCGGAGCCCGGGGAGCCCAGAGGGUGGGGCCACCCCUUCCAGGACGGCGAGAGAGGCGGAGGAUUACUACCACAGUAAGCAGCGGGAGCUGAUCAAGAUGGAGGCGGAGGAGGCAUUUGAGAUCCGCGGUGUGGUUGUCUUGGUGCUGGGCUUCGUUGGGUUGGCGGUGCUGUGGGCGGCUUGGAAGGUGGUCAGCUGGGGGGUAGGGGCUGUCUACCGGUCGAUGACAUCUUGAGUCCAGGGAUCAAUGAUUGGAGUUCUAUAACGAGACAUAUCGAUUCGGCAUUUUUUUUUUUUUUUUUUUUGCCUAUGACAAAUCUGGGGUAGAGUUGUUGUUGUUGACGAUAUUUAUGCAAACCAGAUAUCAAAACGGUUGGUUGCUACAACUCUAGUUGUUUCCUCGAAUGGCGAAUCUUGAGAAGGUAUGUCCAUAACGGAAUACCUGUAUGUACUGUACAU